AUGGCAACCCGUUCCCGGCCAGCCUCUCGAACCCGCUCCCCAAUCGAUCAAGGGGAGCUGGGACCCUUCCUUCCGCCAGCCACCCCUGUCGAGCUUGGGGAGGUGUCCCUCGAGCGCGUCACACGCCUCCUCCUUGGCCUCCUUGGCCAAGUCGAACGCCUCAAGCAAGAAGUCGGGGAAAUCAAGGAAGCCGGGAUCGAGACCCGCACCAACGUCGAAAACAUAUCCCAAGCCGUCGAUGUUGUCAAGGAUGGGCUUAGAAGCCUCCAAACCCACGGGCCAAGGACCCCAGAGGAUACAAAACCCCCGGUCGUGGAAGCAACGCCACGCCCCCUAUCAAAAGUCGACCCUAUUGGAUUGACUAGUCGGGUCUCAUUCUGGCCCAAACCAUCUAAAGGGUUGCCCGCCUUUGCCCAACCCACUCCCGUACGAGCAGUGCCCCCGCGAGUCCCAUCUCCCCCUCCAUCUCCGCGUCUCCGAUCCCCGAUCGGAGCACCUGCCCCUCUCCCUCCGGCUCCAGCAGCCCACUACCCCGCUCCGGUCAAGGUUGACCACCCCGACGCCUACACAGGCAAAAUAGGGAGCGAGGCAAAACAAUGGCUGACCCGGAUGCUGGCCUGGACCCGCCUCAACUCGCGGAUGUUCCCAACUGAUCAGGAGGUCCUAUCCUUCCUCCUGAUGAACAUGAAGGAUUCCGCCGGGGCCUGGGCCCAUCCACACCUCGACCAGCUCGGUUCACACCGAGCCAUUAUUCAAACGGUUGAAGGGUUCAAAAUAGAGUUCCUGGCAGCGUUCGGCGACCCAGAUGCCACAAGGGCCGCCGAGCGGAAGAUAACCUCCCUUACCCAAUCCGGCACAUGCGCGGAUUACAUUACAAAGUUCAGAACCCUAGCCAUGGAACUGGACUGGAACGACGCGGCCCUUCGAGGCCAGUUUGCCUGCGGCCUCCACUGGGAGGUCAGUCGCCAAAUUGCAACCCGCAAACACCGGCCCCAAACACUCCUUGAGCUGCAGAAUGCAGCACUCGUCAUUGACAACGCUCUCCGCGAAGAGCGUGCUAGCCAUCCGCCGAAGGAUAAUAAGCCUAGCAGACCAUCCAACCCCGCAAGGGGGACGAGUACCGGCCAAGUCACAUCCGGUUCAAAAAAACUCUCCGACGAUCCCAACUUUGUGUCGGAAGAGGAACGUAAUCGCCGCCGCGCCGCUGGCGCUUGCAUCAAAUGCGGUAAGAUGGGCCAUAAAUUCGCGGAGUGCCGCACGGGCUGGAAGGCUACCCCUAUUGAGGACAAGGGGAAAGCCAAGGAAACCGCCAAGGACCCCAAGCACUCUGGGAUUGUCGAAAUUUGUAAUAUAUCUAAUAGUAGAAAUAAAAUCUCCCCCCUGUUCACAAUUUUGAUCAAACCAGAAAAACAAGCGGAUACACUAGAAGUCCUGAUAGACUCAGGCGCCACUUCAUCAUUUCUCCACCCCCGUACCGCGGAACUACUCCGCCUCCCACUCAUAGACCUCCCUACACCCCGCACUGUUACUAUGCUUGAUGGGUCGAGCCCCCAGGCUGGCAAAAUCUGGAAGAAGGCUAACCUUACCUUCUCCUUUGAUGGCAAACAAAUGACCGAGACCUUCCUAAUCUGCAACACAGGGUCUCAUCCUGCCAUCCUAGGGUUGAAAUGGUUGGACGCCCACAAUCCAGAGAUUGAUUGGAAUUUGCGUACACUCUCUUUCCCCCAUACACCGCCAGAACACGUGGCUAUUGCUGAGGAAGAGGAAGCUGACAAGGACCCUCUUGAAGGAGUACCCCCAGAAUACCAUCAAUACGCUAAGGUAUUCGGGGAGGAAGAAUUCAACAAGCUCCCACCUCACAGGCAUUACGACAUUGGGAUUGAACUUACAGAAGAAGGCCCCCUAAAUUUGCCCCUUUAUAGUAUGACUGACGCCAAAUCCGCCACACUCAAGGACUGGCUCAGGGACGAACUCAAGGCAGGCAAGAUACGGCCCAGCAAGUCUUCUAUCAGUUCCCCUGUAAUGUUUGUUCCAAAAAAGGAUGGUUCUCGUCGCCUAGUAGUGGACUAUCGUCGCCUCAACAAUCGGACAAAAAAGAAUGUAUACCCGUUACCCCGUCCAGAUGACCUCAUGGCCCAGCUCCGUGGUGCCAAGGUCUUUACCAAAUUAGACCUAAGAUGGGGUUACAACAACGUCCGAGUUAAGGAAGGUGACAAAUGGAAGACCGCCUUCCGUACCAAGUACGGUCUCUACGAGUCCCUGGUAAUGACAUUUGGCCUGACCAACGCCCCUGCUGCCUUCCAACACUUCAUGAACAAACUAUUCAAGGACUUGUUGGAUGUAUGCGUCAUCAUUUACCUUGAUGACAUCUUGAUUUACUCCAAAGACGACGCAUCCCACACACAGCAUGUUCAUGAGGUCCUACGGCGCCUAAUGGCAAAUCAGCUGUUCUGCAAGGCAUCUAAGUGUACAUUCCACGUCACUUCUGUGGAAUACUUAGGGAUCAUUGUGUCCAAUAAGGGUUUCAGUCUGGAUAGGCUUAAAAUCCAGGCAGUACAAGAAUGGCCGGCCCCUACCAAGGUUAAAGAAGUCCAAUCAUUUCUAGGCUUUGCCAACUUUCUCCGCCGAUUUGUUGCCAACUUUAGUCACAUGGCCAGACCGCUACACAAUCUGGUCAAAAAGGAUACACCAUGGAAAUGGGAUACAAAGGAGCAAGAAGCAUUUCAAGGUCUAAAAGACGCCAUUACCAAUGCCCCCGUACUCUGCCACGCCGACCCCACCAAGCCUUACUUUCUUGAGACAGAUGCAUCUGGCGCGGCCCUAGGGUCCAUACUCAGUCAACGGCAAGAAGACGGACGCCUACAUCCACUGGGAUUCCUGUCAGAAUCAUUCAAGGGUGCUGAACAGAAUUAUGACACCCACGACAAGGAACUCCUGGCCAUCAUCCAAUCAUUUGAAUAUUGGCGCAUCUUUUUGGAAGGAACUCUGCACCCCAUAACGGUUUUCACGGAUCACCGAAACCUGGAAUACUGGAAGGAAUCUAGAACCUUCAAUUGCCGCCAUGCACGCUGGCACCUACUCCUGGCUGGGUACAAUUUCCAAAUCGUGUACCGCCCUGGUAAACAAUCCGGAAAACCAGAUGCCUUGUCCCGCCGAUCAGAUCACGCCGAUGUUCCACCUGCCAAUCAAACCAUGCUCCCUGACCCCGUAUUUGCCAACGUUGCCUUAGUAACCCCUGAAAAGGAACUACAACGCCAAAUUGAGACAUCCCUGGAUCAGGAUGAAUCCCUGGAAGAGAUACUCCAGUUCCUGCAAAACGAAUCCAAGGCACCACCUUCUAUCAAAAGGGCGUUCAAGGAUUACGAAAUGGAAGCCGGCCUGUUGUUCUACCAAGGGAGGAUUGUGGUACCAGAUGUUGGGACUUUACGGACGGACCUACUCCGCAUAUUCCACAACAGCCCUCUGGCAGGACACCCAGGCAGACAACGGACAUUGGAACUGAUUUCUAGGAACUAUUACUGGCCCGGAAUCCGCGCAGAUACCUACUGGCACGUAGACUCCUGUGAAACCUGCCAACGCAUCAGGAAACCCAAGUACGCGUCCAUUCCCCCUCAACCCCUGGAAUUACCUACACAACCUUGGCAACACGUGUCUUAUGACAUGAUAGUAGACCUGCCCAGAGAUGGAACUUGCGAUUCAAUCUUGGUCAUUGUUGACAGCUUCACCAAGUACGGGAUUUUUGUCAAAUGUUCCAAAAAACUCAAAGCACCCAAGCUGGCGGAACUAUUCCUGGAACAUGUGUGGAAACGGCACGGAAUGCCUGAAAAAACGGUCUCGGAUAGGGGAAGGGUCUUCAACAACAAAUUCCUAAAAGCGCUAUACAAACGCCUAGGAAUAGACCCUCACUUCUCUUCGGCUUAUCAUCCUCAGAGCGACGGCCAAACGGAAAGGGUGAACCCCUCCAUUGAACACUUUCUCAGGGCUUACUCAGGGAUCAACCAACGGGACUGGACCAAAUGGCUCCCAAUGGCGGAGUUUGCGUACAACAAUGCCGUACAUAGUAGCACGGGGAAGACUCCCUUCAAAGCCUUAUACGGAUGGGAACCCACCUUAACCCCGUCAAACGUACCAACCAACGUCCCAGAAGCAGACGACCUUGCCCAGACAAUGGAGGCACAAUGGAAGGAAGUGGAAUCGGCACUCCGGCAAUCUAAACAACGUAUGACGGCCGGGGAGGAAGGAGGCCCAACGGAAUUUGCAAUUGGGGAAGAGGCUUGGCUGGACGCCAAAAACGUCAACCUCAAAACCUUAAGUCCAAAGCUUACGGAACAACGCCUAGGACCAUUUAAGGUUAUUGAAAAAAUCUCCGACCGAGCCUACCGCCUGGAACUCCCUCCAACCAUGCGAAUCCACAACGUCUUCUAUGUAGGGCUCCUGUCUAAAGUCAAAAGAGACAAGAAGCGCACCUUUGAAAAUCGUCCCCCUCCUGUCACCGUGGACGGGGAAGAAGAAUACGAAGUAGAAGGAAUCACCGAUGCCAAGGAACAAAACGGGAAAUGGUUCUUCCGAGUCAAAUGGAAGGGUUAUGGGUCUGAAGAGAACACUUGGGAACCUUGA
Molecule: messenger RNA, 4617 nt
Organism: Rhizoctonia solani
Lineage: Eukaryota; Fungi; Basidiomycota; Agaricomycetes; Cantharellales; Ceratobasidiaceae
Product: Retrotransposable element Tf2 protein
Exons: 2
Coding region: 1-4617 (1538 amino acids)
Biological process (GO): DNA integration
Molecular function (GO): zinc ion binding; nucleic acid binding
Source: RefSeq, a predicted model, not a curated record